This is a messenger RNA of Capsaspora owczarzaki ATCC 30864, 1147 nucleotides long. RefSeq lists its product as hypothetical. Gene Ontology annotation, biological process: DNA damage response; fatty acid metabolic process. Lineage: Eukaryota; Filasterea; Ministeriida; Capsasporidae. The record is from RefSeq and is a predicted model, not a curated record. Gene Ontology annotation, cellular component: mitochondrial matrix. The transcript has a single exon. Bases 62 to 976 code for a protein of 304 amino acids.
GCUCUGGCUUUUUUUUUUGCUCAGGGAUUAUGGAACUCUAUUGACGAGCCAAGGAACAUUGAUGGCGACCCAGACGCAGAGACAAUCCAUCCACGCCGAGCCGCGCGUCCCGGGACUCGUGAUUGUGCGCAACUUGCUGGACGCGGACGACUGCGAUGGCUUGCUUGCGACCGUGGACGAGUCUCGCUCCGAAGCCGAGGCGCAACGAGCCGCGGUUGCCAUCGCCAACGCGAAUGUCGGAUCCGACCAGGUGGACGACGCUCAGCCGACCAAGGAACACGCGUAUCUCGAUCAGAUGAUGCAUUUUGGCCAGCUUCCGUGGUUUGCCACUUGGGCAGCGGAUCGUGUGGCAAUGGUCCUGCCCCAGGUCAUUGCUGCGCUGCAGAACGAGCACCGCAACGAGUCAGUGCGUCAAGACCAAGAAAUUACAGCACAAGAGGCUCAACAAGCAGAUGUCAAUACUACUAACAUGACACGAGAACUGGAGCUGCAGCGACUCGCAACGCGAUCGCCACUCUUCAACCAGCUCAUCCUGAAUGUCUACUCACCUGGCAAGGGCAUUCGCCCACAUGUCGAUUUGCUACAGUUCGACGAUCUGGUAGUUUCUCUGUCGCUGGGCGCUCCCACCGUCAUGACAUUCAAGCCGAUUUCAGGAGAUGCUUCGCUCGAGCUGUGGCAGCAACAUUGGGCUCGCGAGCGGGCUGCCGGCCACCUUGUACCGCCAGAACGGUCUGGCACCCCAGCGUCUGUCGAAGCAUUUUGCAACACGUUUCCUCACAUGCCAGAAGAGACAGCGGUGGACGUGUGGCUGGCACCUGGCGAUUUGGUCGUGCUUGUGGGACCUGCGCGCUGGCGCUGGACGCACGAGAUUGCAUUCCGCGAUGCUGAUCCCCUCGAAAGCGGAGAGCUUCUACCUCGUGGCUUUCGAACUUCUAUAACUCUGCGAGCACUGCGCGAUUGGACCGGGCAAAACUAGAAACUAGAACAGGAUUGCUGGUUUUGGUGGCCACGUAUCGAGACGAGUAUGUUGCGAUGGAUUGAUUUAAUGAAUGACUCAUGAGCACGAGAAGCAUGGCAAGCGUCUGCUUCACGAUUGUAACUGAAAACAAACAAAAGCCAAGUUCCUUCUUGUGUUACUUCUUGCCGG